Messenger RNA from Phytophthora nicotianae INRA-310, 381 nucleotides. RefSeq lists its product as hypothetical. The transcript has a single exon. The coding region runs from base 1 to 381 and encodes 126 amino acids. The record is from RefSeq and is a predicted model, not a curated record. NCBI's taxonomy places the organism in Eukaryota, Oomycota, Peronosporomycetes, Peronosporales, Peronosporaceae.
AUGAGUAGAGCCCAGUUCCUGCUGUCACUGCUGGUGGUGCUGUGUGCUCUACUGACAGCUACGGAGGCAGCCACCUACCAUCUCGUGGGUCAGUGGAUGCCCGCUACCAAGAACACAGCCACCGAGAACCUGCUGAUAGAGGCGCUGCAGAAGAAGAACCCGUCGCUCAAGUCGCAGAUAUGCUUCACAGAAGUCACGGCCAUCGAGCAGCAGAUCGUCAACGGCAUCCAUUUCCGCUAUCACGUGCGCGGAUGCGAGGCUGCAACGCCCGGCCGCUGCAACAGCGGCACUUGCGCCACCGAGAAUAAGUUCAACGUCGAGCUCUUCGUGCAGCCGUGGGCGAACGUCGUGCAGGUCAUGUCUACGGUCGAUGUGCAGUAG